AUGUGGCUUGGAGUUGGGGAUCUCUUGUCUUUAGAGGAAUUUCUAUAUUUCUUCUAUAAUUGUGCGAAGAUUAAUUGUCUUUCUAAGAGAGCCAUCUUGUCGGUAGUUUGGCUUGCGACGAUUUGGACUUUGAGGAAUUUCUAUAUUUCUUCAAAUGAAGGAAUUCAAAAUGAAAGGUACAAUCAAGGAAGCCCUACUGCUAGGGUUUGUACUGAGUGUCAAACUACCUCUACCCCACUUUGGAGGAGUGGCACCGUGGGUCCUAAGACACUUUGCAAUGCUUGUGGAAUUAGGCAGAGGAAGACAAGAAGGGCUGCUGUAGAGGCGGCUGAUAAUAGUUUGGGACAUGGCAAAGCGAAAGAAGAGAAACUUCUUGUGAACAAAUGUACACAAUUCAAGAAGAACAAGACUUCUUCAACUUCAACUAGUACUGUUGCUGUUGCUGCUGCUGCUACUACUACGACUACUAAUGAUAGUAGCUUAUCUGAAGAGAUGAUGGAGAGACUUGAUUUUUUCUUAACAAAGGUGAGGAAAAAAUCGGGUUUCGAGUCUACUACUGAGGAAGUAGCUGAUACAACUCUACUUCUAAUGGAUAUAUCUUGUGGUUAUGUUUACCCUUGA
This is a messenger RNA of Vicia villosa (hairy vetch), 621 nucleotides long. RefSeq names its product GATA transcription factor 21-like. Gene Ontology annotation, molecular function: sequence-specific DNA binding; zinc ion binding. The transcript is spliced from 2 exons. NCBI's taxonomy places the organism in Eukaryota, Viridiplantae, Streptophyta, Magnoliopsida, Fabales, Fabaceae. The coding region runs from base 1 to 621 and encodes 206 amino acids. Gene Ontology annotation, biological process: regulation of DNA-templated transcription. The record is from RefSeq and is a predicted model, not a curated record.